Messenger RNA from Closterium sp. Naga37s-1, 6999 nucleotides. The record is from the annotation of a GenBank genome assembly. Lineage: Eukaryota; Viridiplantae; Streptophyta; Zygnematophyceae; Desmidiales; Closteriaceae.
AUGACGGAAUCACCCCCGAUGUUCUUCUUCCCUGACAAAACGGCUAGAGAUGAAUCACCUGAGAAUGAAUCAUCUGAAGAUGGACGAUCAGCAACAGCAGCAGCAGCAGCAGCAGCAGCAGCAGCAGCAGCAGCAGCAGCAGCAGCAGCAGCGGAAAGCAGUGGCACCAGUGAUGAUUUCCCUAUUCACCCUGCUGGCCCGGUUUACUCCAUUGACCUUGCUGGUCCUGUUGACUCCGUUGACUCCUUUGACCCUGCUGCCAGCCUUCUGUUGGCUGCUGUGCCCGCCUGUGAGCCUGCAGGCACAGCAGAGGGGAGAGGUGGAAGCGGGGGAGAGGAAGUCGUGCCUAUUGCCGCCGCAACAGCUGCUGACGGCUCGGUGGCAGGGGCAGGGGCAGGGGCAGCAUUGGUUUGUGCAGCAGACACAGGAGAAAGAGCUGACACAGGGGAAGAUGAAGCACUGCUCGCUGCCCCUCUUGCACCUGGCGCAACUGCUGCCCCUGCUAUUGCGGUUGGUGGCGGCACGGUGGCAGCGGGAGCAGCAGUGGCGGCAUGUGCUGCUGCAGUGGCUGGUGUGGGCGGCAUCAUGGCUGCCGGGACCACCGCUGGUGCACGCAGCAGUAGUGGCAGCAGGGCGGAGCAAGCAGAUGGGGCGCUGGUCGUGAAUGCAGGGAGCAGGCGGGAAGGAGUGGAGGGUAGGGAGGAAGGGGAUUUUCGGAGGUAUGCGGAGGGUAGGGAGGAAGUGGAGGGUAGGAAGGAAGCGGAGGUUAGGGCGGAAGUGGAGGGUAGGGAGGAGAAGACUGGGGCAGACCAACCUGAAAGGGCAGACGGGCUAGUGGAUGGGAGUGAGAGGAGUGUGGAGAGCGAGGACGAGAGAGGGAGCAGCUUGCCUGGCACGGUAACAGACGCUGCAAGCACGGUAACAGCGGCGCCAGUGACACCACUCGCAGUUGCAGCCUCCUUGGAGGCUCCUUCUCUCCUCGUGGAGCCAGGCGUGGUAGCACCCACACCCUCAGCAACAUCGCCCAGGCUGUCGCCCAGGCUAAGCAUUGCCACUGCAGGUGCAGCUGCCGCAGAGAGCGGUGCAGAGGGUGAUGGCAGCGUGGGUGGCAGCGUGGGUGGCAGCGGCACGGGGAUGGGCUGUGAAUCCGGUGGCAGUGAGGAGGCUGAGCUUACUUUCAGCACCACCAUCACCCAAGGUAGCAGCAACUGCAGCAGCAGCAGCAGCGGUGGUGCAAGUGAUGGUGCAGGUGUUGCGAGCAGCACGACACCAGCUGUCUCUGUGGAUUCAGCUCCCCGCGUGCCUCUCUUCCGCCCCAAAGCCCCUCCUCCCCUCCCUCUCUCCCCUCGCCCCCUCUCUCCGCUCCGUUCCAAGCAGUAUCUUGCGCUCUUCUCCUCCGCUCCUAUGUCUCCGGACCUAAAAAAGCAGCAGCAGCAGCAGGCAGCACGGAGAAUGGACUCCCCACCUCUCUCACCACAGCAGCUCUCUGCUCUUUCGUUCUCCCCUCCCCUAUCCCCCAAGAAAAUGUCUGCUCUCUCACCCUCCCCUCCCCUCUCCCCUCAGCAACCCCGUGGCAUGCCUCGCUCCCUCUCCCCUCACCGCAUGGGACAGGCGAGAGCAGCGGCAGAUGGGUGUGACGUGGCAGGUGUUGCCGACGUGGCAGAUGGUUCUCUUGUGCAUCCUCCCUCUGAUGACGCCAUCGGCGCUGGUACCCCUGCAGUGGCUGGAUUGGGCCUGCUGGCAGUGUGCUCCGGUGAAGUGGAAGAGGAGAAAGAGAGUGAGGAGGGAGACGAGGGAGAGGAGGGAGAGGAUGUUGAGAAGGGAGAGGGUGUAGAGGAGGGAGAGGAGGGAGGAGAGGGAGAGGAGGAAGAGGAGGAUGAAUGGAAGGAGGGCAACAGAGGGGAGCAAGGGCACGAGCCGAGGGGCUCUACAGCCUUUGUGGCGGCCCCUAUCCCUGUCCACGCUAGCCCCGAUGACCUCUCCCCUCGUGCUAUGUCCCCCGCUCCUGCUGCUGCAGCAGCAGCGGCGGGCGGGGUGCGGGAUGGACGAGUGAAGGGUCUGGCGUCCAUGUUUGAAGCCAAUUUGGCAGCCAAGCGCCAGAAGCAGUCAGCACCGCUGCCCCUCGCCACCACCACCACCACGCCGGCCCCUGCUGCACCUUGCCACACCACCUCUCACACGCCUUCACCGGUCACAGCCUCCCCCACGGCUACCUCUCCCGUAGAACCUUCUCCCACAGAGACUUCCCCCUCAGAUCCUCCCCUCAAUGAUCCUCCCCUCAAUGAGCCUCCCCUCAAUGAGCCUCCCCUCAAUGAGCCUCCCCACACAGAGCCUCCCCCCACAGAGCCUCCCCCCACAGAGCCUCCCCCCACAGCGCCUCCCCCCACAGAGCCUCCCCCCACAGAGCCUCCCCCCUCAGCGCCUCCCCCCACAGAGCCUCCGUUGGCAUCAGGGCGUGAGAAGCAGCAGCAGUGGGGGUGGUCCUCGCUGCUCGCCAUGGCCUGGCGCCCCUCCUGGGGCUCCGCUCACCCCCCCACUCCUGCUCCCGCCUCCGAAGCUCCCGCCUCCGAAGCUCCCGCCUCCGAAGCUCCCGCCUCCGAAGCUCCCGCCUCCGAAGCUCCCACUGAAGCGGAGAGUGAGCGUGAGAGUGACGGUGAGGGGGAGGCUUCGAGUGAGUGUGUGAGUGAGGUUGCAAGUGAGGGUGUGAGUGAGGAUGAGCGAGAGGGUGAUGAAGAGGUUGGGAGUGAGGAUGGGGGAGUUGAGAGAAGAUAUGAGAGUGAAAGAGGGGGAAAUUUUGUGGGUGCAGGUGAGGGGGCUGAGAGUAAAUACGAGAGUGAGGAAAACGGGGAGGUUGUGAGUGAGGGUGAGGGGGUUGAGAGUAAAUAUGAGAGUGAGGAAAACGGGGAGGUUGUGAGUGAGGGUGAGGGGGUUGAGAGUAAAUAUGAGAGUGAAGAAAACGGGGAGGUUGUGAGUGAGGGUAAGGGGGUUGAGAGUAAAUACGAGAGUGAAGAAGACAGGGAGGUUGUGAGUGAGGGUGAGGGGAUUGAGAGUAAAUAUGAGAGUGAGGAAAACGGAGAGGUUGUGAGUGAGGGUGAGGGGGUUGAGAGUAAAUACGAGAGUGAAGAAAACGGGGAGGUUGUGAGUGAGGGUGAGGGGGUUGAGAGUAAAUAUGAGAGUGAGGAAAACGAGGAGGUUGUGAGUGAGGGUGAGGGGGUUGAGAGUAGAUAUGAUAGCGAGGAGGGUGAGUUUGUGAGUGAGGGUGAGGGGGCUGCAAGUAAGUAUGAGAGUGAAGGGGAGAGAGACGUUGGGAGUGAGUAUGAGAGUGGAAGAGAGACUGGGGGCGAGGGUUGGAGUGAGAGUGGGGGAGAGAUGGCUGCUGCAGUGCACACAGAGCAUUCGAGGAAAGUGCUGGAGGUGUCGGAGGAUGUGCUGAGUGGGAGUGAUGAUGAGGAAGAAGAGGGGAGGAAUGAAGGGGAGGGGAGGGGAAGAGGAGGGGGAGUGGGGGUAAUGGUGCAAGGGGAAGCAAGCAGAGAUGAGGAGGAGCGGAGUGCAAAGGUGGAGGGGAUGGCGGUGGGGAGUGAGAAGGGAGAGGGUGGGGAUGCUGUGGAGGAGGAAGAGGAGGAGGGCGAAGGGCGAGAGGAUGAGGAAGGCGGAGAGGGUGAGGAAGGGAGAGAGGGUGAGGAAGGGAGGGAGGUUGGAGGUGAAGUAGGGGAGUGCGUGUCUGAGGCAGGAUGCUCCGGUGACGUGGAAGAUGACGUGGAAGAUGACGUGGAGGAUGACAUGAUAGUUGAUUUGGAAGGAGAGGAGCUGGACGUGGGUCAGCUACAGCGGGAUAUUGAGGCAGUUCUUAAGGAAGCCUUCAAACUGAAAGGGAAAGGGUCGGAUGGGGUGUGGCGCGUGACUGUGGUGCGAGAUAGCAGUAAGGAGGGGAGCGUGGUGGAGGUGGAUGCUGGGGAGGUGGGUGUGGGGGAGGUGGAUUUGGGGGCGGAUGCUGAUGAUGAGGGGGAGGAUGAUUCGGAGGAGGAGGGAGAGGACGAUGAUAGCUAUGUUGGGGAAGAGGAUGAGGACGAGGAGGACGACGAAGAAGAUGAGGAGGAAGAGGAAACGGAAGAAGAGGAAGAGGAGGAGAGCGAGGAGGAGGAGAGUGGGGAGGAGGAGGGGUGUGCGGGGGACAAGGCGGAGUCAUCAGAAGCAGUUACGGUGCAGGCAGGCGCAGGGCCUGCCGUAACUGCCUUGGCUGCUUGUGCUGCGGAUGUAGCAGUGGCGGCGAGAGAGAGGGGGGAGAAGGAGGGCAGUGGGAGCGAGGAAUUCGCGGAUGCACGGGGUGCAUCAGGGGAAUCAGGGGGGUCAGAGGGGCGUGGAGAGUUAGGAAAGGGAGAGGAAGAGGAUGAGAGCGAGGAGGGGGAGGAGGCAAGGGGGCAGCAGCAGCACCUCCCCAGCCUGCACAGCCAGCCGCCCUCCUUGCCUCCUCAGACAUCCUCCCUCGCUGCUGUUGCUGCCGCCGCUCCUGCUGCUGCUGCCGCCAGUGCCAGCGACAGUUCAGCAGCCGCAGCAGCAGUGGUAGCAGCGGCAGCCGGGGUGGCAGCAUGCAGUCAAUUUGAGGAGGGCUCUGCCAGUGCAGGCGAUGCUGACAGCACUGGGAGCACUGGGAGCGGUGAAGGCGUGCGGGCGACUGGCAGUGGUGAGAGCAGAGUGGGUGUUGACGGGGAUUGUGGCGCCGUUGAAGGCCUCACGGAUGGGGAAUACACCGAGGGGGAUAGAGGCGGUGUUGACAGCAUGGGAGGCAUGAUUGGCACGGGCGGCACGGGCGGCAUGGGCGGCAUGGCCAGCAGUGACAGUGUGGGCGGCAUAGUGAACAUAGAGGAUGUGGUGGAUGACGGUGCCUCUGACACCUCCUCUGCAUACCUUGACGCCCACAUGGAUCGCUUCACCUCCGCCUCCUCCCUGCGCUCCGCCUCCUUUCGAAGCACCACCUCUUUCCUCAGCACUGCCUCCGCUUUCGAUAACUCCGCCUCCUCUUUUGAUGACACAGCCAGCACCAUUGCCGGCUACCAAACCCCGCCCACCUUUCCCCCCUCCCCCGCCUACUCCCUCUCCUCCGCCCCCUCCCCCUCCCGCCUCUCCCUCACCUCCCGCUCCUUCUUCCCCUCCCCGUUCCCCCCGACCCUCUCCACGCCGCACCUCUCUCCCCCCGAGUCCCCUGCCUCUGCAGCCUCGGAAGCACUCUACUCUGCUCGUGAAUACUUCACCCCGCGUGCCCAGUCCCCGUCUGCUGCCUCUAUGCGCUCUGACCAACGAUUCUUCAGCAGCCCGGGCAGCAGCGACGGCUUUCACACGCCUCUUCACACCCUGCAGUCGCCGUCUCCCCGUGCUGGCCUGUACUUGCCGUCUCCCCGUGGCAGUCUGCGCUCUCCUUCCCCCCGUGCUAGCCUGCGCUCGCCCUCUCCCCGUGCUGACCUGCAUGCAACAGCACAGCGAAGCGGCUUCCACACUCUCACUCCUCGCUCCGCUCUCCGCUCCCUCUCCCUGCAGCCCGCUCGCCCUUCCUUCGCCUCUGCCAGUGCUGCUGGCGCUCGCAGUCUGGCAGACAGUGGAGAAGAGACUGGAGGCGGAUUAGGAAGAGAAGAAGCAGAGGGCAGGAAUACCAGCAGGGAUAUUGGCCAGGAUGCUGGCAGGGAUGGGCAGCAGCAGCAGCAGGACGUGGGCCAGCAAGUAGGGGGAGGGAGGAUGGCGGCAGAGGAGGUGGAGGAAAGCGAGGAUAAGUUUGUGGUGGCUGAACGGCCUGCUGCUGGUCACUCGCAGCCCGUGCAGCAGGAGCAGCGACAGGCGGAGGGGGAGAGGGAAGAGAAAGAGACAGAAGAGGAGGAGCAGAAGCAAAGCAUACCGCAGGAGAGGGUUAUUCCAGCAGCAGUUCCAGCCGUGGUCGCUGCUGUUGUUCCCAUCCUGAACCCUGACGCCCCAUCCUGUGACCCCACAGCAUCUGAACCCUCUCCCUGCAACCUCUCUGCUGCUGAUGCUGCUCCUCCUCACUCUGCUGCAACCGCAGCAGCUGCUUCUGGAGAAGACGCCAAGUGGAAGCUGCCUGGAAGGAGCCUGUUUGGUCUCUUUGCACGAGGCGCCGGUGGGAGUGCCAGCAGACGCACUGGGGGGACAGAAGAUGUGGCGGAGGAAGGAGUGGAAGGUGUGGGGGUGAGGGAGACGAGCAGCGGUGAUCCGAGAGGGGUGGAGCACGAGGAUGAGUUUGAGAGUGCUCGGGUUGGGUUGAGGGAGGAUGACGUGGUGGCAGGGGAUGCGUUGGGCGGAGUGGAUGGUGGGAUGGCGUUGGGGAGAGCAGAGGGGGAGGAGAAGAAUGAGGAUGAGCCUCGGGAGGAGGAGGAGGAGUUCUCCCGCUCCUCUAACACCUCCCGCCCUACCCUCUCCUCCUCUCGCCCUCCUGCAUUCCUCCCCACCUCUGCCGCUGCUGCUGGGAUCGCUCGGGCUCGGCUGCGGCCUGCUGUGUCCAUCGGCGGUGCUGCUGCCCCAGCUGCAGGGGAAGCUUCUCAGCUCGCCCCAGCGACCCGUGAAGGCCUGAGGACAGGUGCAGUGGGCACAGCAGGAAAGAGUUCUGCUGCUGGCAGAAGUGGCGGUUUGGAUGGGUUGAGAGGUGCAGAGGAGUCGGUUCCUGGUAUGGAAAGGAUUGGGGAUUGGGAAGAGGGUGGCAAGGAAGAGGAGGGGGAGGUGUUGCAGGGGCUGCGGGUGAAGAACCGGCAGGGCGAGUGGGAAGAGAGUGAGGACUUUCGGCCGCAGUGCUUGCAGCAGCCACAGUGCAUGCCCUCCCUGCACCUGCCCCGUGAGGAAGGGAACACGGCAGGAGCUGCUGACGCAGGGGGGAAGCGAAAGCACGGUGGCAGACGGGAGCACGAGACGAGGCGGACUGAUGAGGAUGAUGAUGAUGACUCGGUAAGAGAAAGGGAGGUGUGUGGGUGGAGUCAUAAGCAGAUGAGAUCACGACAUUCAUAA